ACCCGUGGUUGGAAGAAAGGAAUGGAGAUUAAGAAUGGAAUCGUAUUGCUGAGCAAAUUAAAUACCCAGACAACACGAUGUUUAUUAAGCCCUAAGGAAUGUAACUCAUAGAAAAUUAAUACAAUGGGUGGAAAAAAGAAAGAGAGAAUAUAUUUCUGAAGGUGAGGAUUCAUUGGAAAGCUGUUCCUUUUGUUUAGCAAAGUUGGAAGAAAGUAGUUCUGCUGGACUCGCUAAACGGAUUCAGUUUCCCCACCUCUGAAAAUCUCUGCCAACCACUCCCCAGAAGUUAAUAUUUCCUAAAGCUUCCAUAAAAACAAGCAGAGCCAAUUUGCUUCAAGUCCAGGGAGGUCUAGAUUCUGAGCUUGACAGCUUGUUUUCCAUGAAGAAAUCGCAAGCAACUAGUCGGUGUCACCGGAAAACAGAUCUUUGCUGAAGAAAAACCUCGGACGAAGGUAGGAAGGAAGAUAUUUACCGCUAGAAACGAAGCUCGGCAUUCUUAGAGGUCGCGCCAGGAUCCAACUUGGCCCAACCAUGAUCUUUCUGCUGCUUCUCACGCCCAGCUUGGUCCUUUGUGACGCCAAUACCACCGUCGCCUCGGAAGAGGCACCGUCUACCGCCAGCUCCCUGAUGGACAUGCAGAAGAAAAUCAACGAUCUCUGGUUGAGUUUGCUGUACCCACAACUCUACGACGAUAUCAUCACAGCCAACCGGACGGCCUACGCUUGCUGCGUCGCCAAACCCAGUAGCAAGUUAGAGGACAGCAAACCACGCGUGACGGGUCUGGUUUUGUUCAAGCAGUUCUACCCUCAUGGGAAGCUGGCGGCCCUUUUCGACCUGGCAGGAUUUCCCACGGAAACGGGCACCUCAGUGAGGGCCAUUCACAUUCACCAAUAUGGCGACCUGAGCGACGGCUGCGAUUCUGCUGGAGGGCACUACAACCCUUGGAAAGUCAACCACCCCCAUCACCCUGGGGAUUUUGGGAACUUUUACCCUAAGGGGGGCAACGUUCAGAAAUUGAAAUCGAACCUCAGAGCUACCCUCUUUGGACCUCAGACCGUUCUCGGACGCUCGGUGGUGAUCCACGAGCAGGAAGAUGACCUGGGGAAGGGCAACAACGAAGCCAGCCUGGCCCACGGGAACGCUGGCCCACGCCUGGCGUGUUGUGUCAUCGGCACGUGCAAGAAGGAGCUGUGGGACAAGCACCUGCCCAAAGUCACAGCCAAAAGGAAGAAAAGGGUGAUAAAAACUGGGGUGGCUUGAGAUGGCUGACAUCCCGAAGGUCCGGUCGACGGAGUUUGUAUCCGCUAAGCGGGUUGCAGCAGAAGUUUCCCUUCUGAAAAUGUUAAAAUAGGCACCUCUCCUUUAGUGAAUUCUUCCCUCCAGAAGCAGAUUAAUAAUAAAGAAAAGCAGGACCAGC
Molecule: messenger RNA, 1417 nt
Organism: Ahaetulla prasina
Lineage: Eukaryota; Metazoa; Chordata; Lepidosauria; Squamata; Colubridae
Gene: SOD3
Product: superoxide dismutase 3
Exons: 2
Coding region: 532-1260 (242 amino acids)
Biological process (GO): removal of superoxide radicals
Molecular function (GO): superoxide dismutase activity; copper ion binding
Source: RefSeq, a predicted model, not a curated record